Molecule: messenger RNA, 2562 nt
Organism: Akanthomyces muscarius
Lineage: Eukaryota; Fungi; Ascomycota; Sordariomycetes; Hypocreales; Cordycipitaceae
Exons: 4
Coding region: 1-2562 (853 amino acids)
Biological process (GO): telomere maintenance via telomere lengthening
Molecular function (GO): double-stranded telomeric DNA binding; protein homodimerization activity
Source: RefSeq, a predicted model, not a curated record
AUGGCUGAGCCUGCGCAGCCUGAAGCCCACGGCGGCGCACUUGGUGCAGGCAUCAAACAGGAGCACGACCUGAUGGGCCUCGAGGGCCUCGACUUUACUCUGCCGCCCGAAUUUACGAAUACGAAACGACCGCAUGAGCAGGAGGGCGAAUCACAUCAGGAAUCCAACGCCAAGCGGACGAAAACAGAGGAAGCCCAGACCGCGCAACAACAGCCCGAGGACGACCAUUCUCUGGAGGAUGGACUGGCGCUUCUCGUCCAGAACGCCCUAUCCAAUGUCGACGACCUUGUGGGACAAUUUGAUGCGCCGGUGGACGACAAUAUCGGUGACCCGAUGGACAUCGACGUUGCUGCGUUGCUAGAAAGCGUCACCCCCCCGCCAACAUUCUUUUCCGACCCUCUUAAAUACGUGCGCACCGUUCAGACCCAUACAUUAGGCAAUUUGUCCUUUACCAUCUUAUACUCUCUCAUACAACACCAACCCAUCGAUGAAGGCAUCCGAGCGAUACGAGAUGCAUACUCAGAUCACGGACGGACCUUUCGCCAUCUUCAAGACUCAUUAGAGAGCGUAUGGAAGCUCUUCACGAGCAAUGAUACGCUGUCUGCGGAAGACAUUAACGUGGACAGUAAUGCCGGCACGCUACUCGAGAUGGCUAACCUGGCCAAGUUGUGCAUUUGGCUCAUCCAAGCGAGCGCUGCAUCUUACUCCAUAGCCGAUUCGAAACUCCUUACGAUAUUCAACUGCCAGGUCUCCGAUCUGCCCAUCGGUCCUGCCGACCUGUACCUUGGAAUAAAGACGCAAAACUGCAUUCAGCAGCUGAUAAACAAGACUGAGGAACAACAAGUCGAGCAAUUGAUAACGCGGGCUCUCACGCAAGGGCUAGGAGACAAACUGAAAGCCCAACAUCCGGGAGACGACCUCCACAACGCCGACCAGGCUUUUAUUGCCUUGGCAACUAAACGCAAAAACGAGCUGAUAGCCGAGACGAAAGAAGCGAUUGAUUCAGAAUCGCUGAUCAAAAAGUAUCCUGCCGACGAAUUGUUAUGGACUUUCGCCGCAUACGUCAAGACACGAUUGGCAGCCCUGUCCGAUAUUGGCAGCGUUUAUGGAGUCCACAUGCACUUGGAAGUUGAUUCCGCGGAGUCGGUUACAUUUGGAGAUCUUGGUGGUAGCGCGGAUCUAGAUCUCGACGAUCUAUCUUCAUUCUUCGAGAAGACCGCUUCUGGGCUCGUGCAAGACGCUCUGGCAGGCCUAACAGAAGUCGAAGCUACCCCUUCAAUCGUCAUUGAUGCUCCUGAUGACAGCAACCCGACGAAUGGUACAAACGGCACGACCGCCAUGAACGGUACGGAUGGCGCAAUCGAUGCAAAUGGCGCAAAUGGCGCAAAUGGCGCAAACGGCACAGACAAGCCGGUUACGACCGCUGCCAGCGGAACUACCCCUGCCACAGGAAAGAUUGAUCUCAUGACUGACUACAAAGAGCUCGAGGCUUUGGUUGCGGAAAGCACGUCCAAUUAUGUCAAGACGACUCUCAACGGAUUAUCACCAGUGCCGUACCAGCCAACUGUUCCCACUAGCACAACGGAGAGCAUGGCUUCUCAACUUCCUUUCCUCAGUCACCUGCAACAACAAAACGGGCAGCAUCAUUAUUACUCUUUCUCGCAACCACAACCCACCCCGGAACAGCCACCACAACAACCUGCAUCUGGUGAGAAUCUACCUCCGAACCAGACAUGUCCAAGCGCCAUGCUAUAUGAUAAGGCGCGCCAAGCUGCACUCUCCAAAUCAUCCGCACAUACGAGACGGGAAGGGCUUCAUUCCACUCGCCGCCCCUGGACGCAGGAAGAAGAGAAGGCGCUCAUGGCCGGUCUUGACAUGGUCAAAGGACCGCAUUGGAGUCAAAUCCUUACGCUUUUUGGACAAAGUGGUACCAUUUCAGAUAUACUCAAAGAUCGGACGCAGGUGCAGCUCAAAGACAAGGCACGUAAUUUAAAGCUCUUCUUCCUGAAGACCAAUUCGGAGAUGCCAUACUACCUGCAGGCUGUCACAGGCGAGCUCAAGACCAGAGCCCCCACCCAGGCUGCCCGAAAAGAGGCCGAGGAGCGGGCAAGGAUGAAUUCGGAAGAAGAUCAGGCGAAACUCCAAGGGAUCAUGACCCUCGCAGGCGGUCUGCAACAUUUGCCUCAAGGACGAACCGGGGCUGCUGGUGUCGGUUCCGGUGUUGUCACUCCUGCACAAGCCGCCAGUGCUGCUCAAGCUGCCCAGGGCCGAGCAACCGCUAGCAUGGCGAAUAUCCCCAGAACCGUGGCCGCAACGAUAGCACAAGCGCAAGCCCGACAGGGGGCCAGGCGCAGCUUCCUCCUCAUGUUCCCCGACCCCAGUCUCAGCAAGCCCAGCAACGCCCACAGCCAGUUGUUCAUCAGCAAGUGCCUCAGCCUCAGCACCAACAGCACCAACAGCACCAGCAGCCACACCCGCAACACCAGCAGCAACCACAACAGCCAAAACCAAUGGCUCAGCCUCCACCAAUCCAGCCUGCCGUGCCACCUCCUCACCCAAUAG